This is a messenger RNA of Penicillium coprophilum, 3612 nucleotides long. RefSeq lists its product as uncharacterized. The transcript has 7 exons. Gene Ontology annotation, molecular function: acyltransferase activity. The coding region runs from base 1 to 3612 and encodes 1203 amino acids. Lineage: Eukaryota; Fungi; Ascomycota; Eurotiomycetes; Eurotiales; Aspergillaceae. The record is from RefSeq and is a predicted model, not a curated record.
AUGCACUCCAAUCCACUAGCCCCAGCCUUGUACAUUACCGGACUAGGAUCACAAUAUCCUCCCUAUUUGCUGGGGCCCGAUGACCUCGAGAAAUUAGCAGCGCGCUUUCACGAUGUCAGCCGUCCAGGAAUGAGAAAGCUGCUCCAGGUCAACCGCUCAACGGGUAUCGAGACCAGAUCUGCGAUCCGACCGUACGAAGUAGGAUUUGCAACGCAGGUGCAUGCACCCUCAAUCAGUGAAAUUGAUCAGUUUUUCCGCCAAGCCGGGGUUGACCUCGCCGUUGAAGCGUGUGAGAAGGCUCUCGAUGAUGCACAUAUAACUCCUCAACAGAUCACCCAUACAAUCGGGGUUACCUGUACCAACCAAGGUAACCCGGGGUAUGAUUUUCUAGUAGCGCAAAAACUGAAUCUUCAACCCAAUGUCGAUCGUAUGCUUCUUCACGGCGUCGGGUGCGCGGGUGGACUGUCCAUAAUGCGGGCCGCAGCGCAGAUAGCCGGCGGGGCCAGUCUUAGACGGAAACCGGCCCGCAUUUUGGCCUUCGCCUGUGAGCUGUGUACGCCCAAUGUGCGACGAUAUCUGUCUUCGGCAGAUAUUUCUCCAAAUUCUGAUCAAGUCAAUGUUGCAGCGGCCUUGUUCUCUGAUGCUGCGGCCGCUUUUGUCCUUUGCAAUGAGUACGCUGUGGCCCAGGACAAGCAAGUUACUCCUAAGUAUGAGCUUCUGCAAUGGGGUCAUGACUUGAUCCCAGAGACCGCUGAGCAUAUGACAUUUUACGCGGAUAUAGAUGGGUAUCAAGCUACACUUGAUCGAGAUAUUCCCAAAUAUACCAAACAUGCGAUCGGACCAAUGUUUGACAAACUUCUUUCCUCGUAUGAGGAACAGAUAGCGUCCCAAUCCAGAGUAGGCAGGAAACUACCGAGACCGCUAGGGAUUCACGAUUUCGACUGGGCUUUGCAUCCUGGAGGACGGGCAAUCAUAGAUGGCGUAGCUCAAGUCUUGCAAUUAUCUGAAGAUCAACUGCAGCCCCGUGUGACAAACACCAUAGCAGGCCCCCAACCACAGGAAGACGUCACUGUGCGCUCUAGCGCCGAUCACGGAGAGGAACAAGAGCCUUUCAUAGUACACCCGGCAGUCUUCGAUCAGGAGCCGCUUACAACGUGGAUUAUUCGGAAAUUGCUCAAAAUAUGGAGUGACACACGAGAUUUCAUUCGUUCGGAGCAAGGGGUAGGAAUCUUCAAGUGCAGCCUCGCAUAUCUCCUCGCCUCUCUAGCAGUCUUCACACCCAUUAUUGGGAAUAUCUUAGGUCACCAAAAUGGGAAACACAUGGUGGCUACGAUCACAGUCUACUUUCAUCCAGCGAGAUCGCAAGGCAGCAUGUACAAAGCACUAAUAUGUGCACUGGUCGCGUUUAUCUUUGCGGCGCUCUUAUCACUAUCGAGCAUGUGGAUUACCAUUCUCUUCCAUGAGAAGUACGAUAUGAUUAAAUUGGGUCAUGCGGUGGUGCUGGUAGUCUUUGUUGCCGGUGGGUUUGGGUGCAUUGGAUGGUUCAAGCAAAAGAUGGAUGAUCCCCUAGUCAAUAUUGCCUGCUCUUUGGCUUCGCUGGCUUCAAUCCUUGUCAUUAUGAAAGAAGGUGCAGUGCAGCAAGGUGCUCUUUCUUUCGACAUGAUAUCUCAGGUCCUGAGGAUGGUUCUUUUGGGCGUCGGGAUAGCGGCGGCUGUAUCGCUCUCGAUACUACCUUCGUCUGCGCGCAAGAAAUUCCGAGGAAAUUUGUCAAAUUUAACAAAUACUGCGAUGUUAAUACUAAUGACUAUCACUGAGAACUUUUUGAGCGGGUCUAUCCAGGAGCUGCAGCAAGCACCAUUUGCUAAGCUAUCUGCGCAGCACGACAAAGCAUUUGGCGAAAUGAAAACUCAACUGGCCGAGUCGAAGUUUGAGCAUUAUGUCGCAGGGACUCAGCGAGAGUAUUCAGUUGCAAAACGCCUUGUACAUCUCAUGCAGGAAAUCACUCGUCGCCUAGGCGCUCUGCGCGGCGCGGUAGCUUUGGAGUCCAAAUUAUUGGGAAGAGAUACUCGUUUGAGCAAUUCGGAGGCCAAAGUUUUUGAAAAGUUCAAGUUUCAACUUGAGGCAUCUAUGAAUCAACUGGUUUCUACUCUGAGAGUUAUCUCCCAAGAAGUUUCCUUUGGACAUGCCCCCGAUUACAUGAUAUUCGUGGAUGGCGGAGCGCGCUCUCGGAUUGACGAGGCAAUCAAGUCAUACCGAGAAGCUAGAAUCUCCGCCUUGCAUUCGUUUUCCCGCAAAGAAAUCAUGAGUUCCCUGGGCGAGGAGAACAACGCUUGCUUUGAAGAGAUAUUCGCUAGUUGCAAUUACUAUUCGGCAUCUCUUCUCGAACUCGCUGAACAGAUGCAGCGUUUUCUAUUAGCCCUGGAGGAAAUGCAAGUCGCGAAUAAUGAAAGACCGAAUAACAGGUCCUGGGCUUGGAUUUUGGAAUCCUGGCGGCAAGCUGGACACGAACACAGGGACGAAACGUUUCAGUUGAAUGAAACAUCUACAUCAAACUAUGCCCACAGCGAAUCCAGCAGUACCAUUUUGACGGGUGUGGUUCAUUCCGAUCACUAUCGGCUUCAACAUCCAGAGGAACCUCCGUAUAGCAGAGCCCGCUCUUACCGUUGGAGAUAUCUUGGUUUCUUCCGUGCGGACGAGGUCAAAUUCGCCCUCAAGGUUGGAAUAGGAGCAGCGAUUUAUGCUUUACCCGCUUUUAUAUCCUUGACGAGACCCUCUUAUCUAUUUUGGAGAGGAGAAUGGGGCCUUCUCUCGUACAUGCUAGUAUGUUCAAUGACUAUUGGUGCAUCGAACACUACGGGCUUUGCUCGCUUUAUCGGUACAUGUCUUGGGGCCCUUUGUUCGAUAGCUGCGUGGUACCUUGUCGGUGAAAAUGCGUUCGGUCUCGCACUCUUGGGCUUUAUCAUGGCCCUCGGUCCGUUUUAUAUGAUCACCGUGAAAGGCCAGGGCCCCAUGGGCCGUUUCAUCUUACUGACCUACAACCUCUCCGUGCUGUAUGCUUACUCUUUCUCACAAACCGAGAGCGACAGCCAAGAUCGCAAUGGAGAGCAUCUCAAUAUUACCGAAAUCGUGCUUCAUAGAGUCAUCUCUGUCACCUCGGGUUGUAUCUGGGGUAUCAUCAUCACACGGGGCAUAUGGCCUAUUCGUGCGUGGACAAAGCUGAAUAAUACAUUGCAUCUGCUAUGGCUCAGGCUGCAGUUUGUUUGGGAAUCGGAUCCCUUGAGCACUACAGCGCUAGCAGAAGCAAACACAGCUGGUCGCUUCAUGAAUUCCCAGGACAAAGUUGAGAUUGAGCGCCUUUUUUCUCAACUCGAGCGUCUCCGGAUGUCAGCGCGAUCUGAAUUCGAGUUCAAAAGGCCUUUCCCAGAUGCUGCAUACGGUAAUAUCAUCCGUCGGACAAGGAGCAUUGUAGACAAUUUCUAUUCUUUGGAUCUGAUUCUAGUCAACACUCCGGGGCUAUCGGAAAGUCAAUGUUCUCUUCUCGGGUACACUGCUGCUGUGAGGCAGCAGCUUUCUACUUAUAUCUCCCAUCUGCUAGCUGGAGAUGCCCUGUAG